Neurospora crassa OR74A is the source of this 1825-nucleotide messenger RNA. RefSeq lists its product as hypothetical. Gene Ontology annotation, biological process: cytokinin biosynthetic process. Gene Ontology annotation, cellular component: cytosol. Gene Ontology annotation, molecular function: hydrolase activity, hydrolyzing N-glycosyl compounds. Bases 834 to 1571 code for a protein of 245 amino acids. The record is from RefSeq and is a predicted model, not a curated record. NCBI's taxonomy places the organism in Eukaryota, Fungi, Ascomycota, Sordariomycetes, Sordariales, Sordariaceae. The transcript is spliced from 2 exons.
CUGUCAAGGUACACUGUCAACACUCCCGUGACAUGGUACAUUCCAGCUGCAAAAGUCCACCCUCGCGCGUCACAGUCACAAAGAUUGCGAUGCGAUUCUCGUAAGUGGAAGUUGAUUCACAGAGCGAAAGACACCCUGGCUUCGAACAUUUGGGUGCGCCUAUGUCCUGCGGCUUCUCCCGGCAUAGCAAGGCCAGCGACGAUUUAUCUACCUGCAACGAGCUUGACAAUCUACCAUCCGAUUUGCUUGCUUUGACCAUUGUUCUUGGAAUGUCCUGUCCGUCUGAAUCUCACUGAUGCCCUUUGCUAUCUUUGCGAGGAUUCGAACCUAAUACUCGGAACACACCCAACCCAGGGCAGAACGUCUAAAUUUCCCCUGCAACUUUUGAGAGGGCCCGGGUGUUCUCUUAUAAAUCCACUCCACGCCUCUCAAGGGUCCCCGAGAGGCGUCCUUGUCGAGUCAUCAUCCAACACUUCACUCUCGUGAAUGGACGCCUUGGAUGUUGACUUCACCCCCCCAGCCUUGAUAGAAAUCCAUCCGAAAAUUAUCCUGCCCCAAAGUCUGACGGAUAGCUCUUGUUGGCUCAAGCCGUAAAAGUUUAGCAGAAGGUUCAAUACAAAAGAUCUGGGCCCCGGUUCUUAGAACCCACUUUGCCCUUCACUUUGUAUAAAUAUCUUGAGGCCAACGCUGCCACUCCGCUACCACUCCGCUACCCUUACCUUCACUGAGUCACCACUCUCUCUCAUAAGAGCAUUUAGAGGACCCUACCACACGAUAUCCAGAACCACCAAGCAACAUUUGGUUCUUGACAUACAGUAAUCAAACAAGGAGAGAUGACCAACAUGUCGACCAACGGUGUUACCUCCAGCCCCAAGCGGACCAAGAUCUGCGUCUACUGCGGCGCAUCCGCCGGCAACAACCCCAUCUACCUCGAAGCCGCGCGCCAGCUCGCCCGUAGCAUGGCCGCCAACAACAUUGACCUCGUCUACGGUGGUGGCACAGUCGGUCUCAUGGGCGAAAUCGCCAAGACCCUUGUUUCCCUGUCCGGCCCUGACUCCGUCCACGGCAUCAUCCCCGAGGCUCUGGUCCGGUACGAGCGCGACCCUCACUACACGUCCACCCAGGUGAGCGGCGGCCAGAAGGAUUCCGCUGCCGACGAGGAGGCAAAGGCCAAGAAGCUUCCCGUCCCUGAUGAGAACGUCUUUGGCCGAACGACCAUCGUCAAGGACAUGCACACGCGCAAGAUGAUGAUGGCGCAGGAGGUGUUAGCGGGCGGCCCCGGAUCGGGCUUCAUCGCCCUGAGUGGCGGCUACGGCACCAUGGAGGAGCUGUUCGAGACGGUGACGUGGAACCAGCUGGGCAUCCACGACAAGGGCAUCGUCCUGCUCAACAUCAACGGCUUUUAUGACGGUAUUCUGCACUGGAUCCAGAACAGCAUCCAAGAGGGAUUUGUGAACCAGGCGAAUGGAAAGAUCAUGGUGGAGGCGAAGAACCCGGAGGAUGCAAUCAAGGCGCUGAGGGAGUAUAAGGUGUCCGAGGCGGUUUUCAAGCUGAACUGGAGUGAUGAGUAGGCAUGGGGGGUAGGAGACGAGGGAAGAUCGUUUGCUUGAGGUUUCCCUUUCCUGCUUGGGAAAGCAGUUGCUGUUACCUUGCAUCGCGCAGCUUCUUUCUGGAUGGACGACGGCGUUCAGGGGUCCUGUUUCUCAGGCUGGGCCAUCAUUCUAAAGCUCUUAGUGUACCAGUUUGCUUGAUCGGUGGGAUUCGCGUCAUGAUGUCAGUAGACACAAAACAAUGCAUUAACAUAAAGGGGACUUGUUCAUCUCAU